This is a messenger RNA of Symbiodinium necroappetens, 3117 nucleotides long. Lineage: Eukaryota; Dinophyceae; Suessiales; Symbiodiniaceae. The record is from the annotation of a GenBank genome assembly.
AUGGCAGCCGCAAACGUGCAAGUUGUGGAGCUGGCUCCUCGUGAGAUGAUAUGGGCCCGGGAGUUCAAGAUUUCCCGUCAAAACGCACCUGCGACGGUGGAUGACCUCGUGGAGCUUCGCAGUCCGCUGACUCCUCAUUUGACCACGCAGCUGCCCUUUUGGGCAAAGGUGAGCUUCAAGAUGACUAUUGUGAUUCACAAUCCCAAUCCCUGGGGCGAUGAGGAGGUCGAGGAUGUGCUUCCGGCGUACGGCGGCUACGACCUGCUUCAGCCUGCUCCUUGGAAGGUAUCACCGAAUGGCGACCCUGAUCGACGGAUGGCCGCGAUGAUUUCGGCGGCCAGGCAGAAGCUCGAGAUCCAUUUGGAGAGGGCAAGAUUCCGUGGGUCGAGAGACAUUAUCGGGCACAUUGAGGCGAUCUACCUCCUCGUGGCCCCCUCUGGCGAGAUGGCACGCCUGCCUGGUCCUGCCGUUGCAGAAGACAGACCGGUGGGAGCCAAAAUCCAUGAGAUGCCGGAGGGUCUCGGCAACAAGCGCGGGGUUUGGAAUCCUCAGAACGAGGACACCCAGUGCUUUCAGUGGUGUGUAAGAGCACACAUGGCCGGCAUUGAGAGCUGGAGCAGCAACGACCGCAAGAAGGCUGCCAAGAAAGUUCGAGACCGUCGCUUUUACUUGGAUGGCUAUGCUCCCGCACCAAAUCGCCCUGCCAAAGGCGCUCAGGUCCGCCUCAACGACUUUGGCCUGGACUUCUCUACACUUCCGACUGAUCGCGGUGUCGUUUGGACCGAUAUAGACGCCUUCGAAGCCGCAAACCACGGCAAGAUGGUGAGAGGACCCACCGUGGAGGACGCCCCCAUCCAGAUCCUGUUGCUGCGCGUGGUGAAUCACUUCAUGCUCAUCUUCAACUUCAACAACUUCUGCAGCAACCGGAGCGCGGAGCUCGACGGAUCAAGACGUCUUACGACUCAGGUCUUCGCUUGCCACCGGUGUGGCGGGUCCUUCAAAAGUGCAGAGACCUUGGUCGCGCGCCAGGAGAAACCUUGCAGCCGAGAUCCUGCAAAAAGGUUUUCGCCAAUUCGCAUGCCCAACGUGAGCAAGAACGAGCACCGCCUUCGCUACAAGGCUGGGAAUUCUGCAGAGCUCGCUCCCCUCGUGUUGUUCGCGGACUUGGAGACUUGGACUGAGGAGGCUCCCAACGUGCAGGUCCAGGAGAUCAGCCACGGGAUCCAGCGAAAUGUAGCUUCUGCGGCCUUCAUGGCCGUGACUCGCAACGGCUUUGAGGUCGACCAGGCGGACAAGAUCUUUGUUACCCAUGCUGAGAUUGGGGAGCACCGGUUUGCCGUCGUGGAGCGCUUUCUCCGCAAAAGCUUGGCUCUUGCCAAGAGCUACAAGGCGUGGGCGGAGCAAACCAACGUCAUGGCGAAGCCCACGGAUUUGCAGUGGAGACAUCACCAAGAAGCUGUUCGUUGUGAGCGAUGUAACAUUGCCUUCCGCGAGGGCGACUCCAGGCGCAUGAAGGUGUGCCACCACCGGCACGGGACUGGUGAGUACUUGGAGGCAUUGUGUGCCACUUGCAACAAAGGCAUAAGGCAGCCUCCCUGUGUUCCGGUGUUCUUUCACAACGGCGGGUCCUUCGACUUUGGCUUCCUCAUCAGGGCCAUCGCCUACCUGAGAGGAGGAGGCAGUACCGGUCAACCCCAGGAGGUGAUGGUGGAGGACGAGCAGCUCCCCGCGACCGAGGACUUGGACGAAGAGGCCGACUUCUCCAAGCUGACGUUCCAGGUGCUCUUCAAGUCCGGGGAGAAGCUGCUGCAGUUUCGCUUCGGCAAUUUGGUCUUCCGCGACAGCAUGAACUUUUACAAGCAGGGUCUGGGUGACCUCAUUUCCGAGCUGAAGAAGACCGCACCCCAAGGCAAUGCAUCUGCUGUCUUCCCGCACGUGGCCUUGACGCACCCUGACCUAAACGAAGAUCGCUUGACCGAGGAGAGACGCAGACGACUUUGGCUGCACUUCGCGAGUGACAAGGACGCAGAGGGCUGGAGAGAUUGCCCUAUGGAGGUAUGGCAAGCCGCUCCCGUGUGGAGCAGACAGUGCUAUGAUUCCAAGCUGGAUCCUGACACUCAGCAAGCCAGACGAAAGAAGGACGAGGCCUACCAGCUUCUCGUGGAGACGGCGGCCAUCAUGGGGUGGCGAACUUUUCGAGAGAUGCAUGAUGCGUACCUUGUCAUGGAUCUGGCGUUGUCGGACGUGAUGGAGGCAUUCCGGGGAGCAUUCUUUCGUCGCUUUCGAGUGGACGCUCUCCAGUACAUCACCUUGCCGGGAGCAGCCUUCGACGCCAUGCUCUUGAAGUCCACCGUGCACCGACCAAUCAACCUUAUCGUGGAGGAGGAGAUCUACCGAGUGGUUAGGCGCUCCGUUAUGGGAGGCCUGAGCUGCAUCUUUCAGCCAUACGCAAAGGCCAACCAUCCGGGCCUCGACGAUUUUGACUCGCGACAGCCUCAGAGCUACAUCCUGCCGCUGGACGUGAAUUCCAUGUACCCAGGCCUCAUGACCCAUCCCCUUCCUUGCGACUCUGGCGAGAUGAUAGCUCUCCCGCAAAGUCAAGAAGAACGCUUUGCCUGGCUGGAGGCGAUGCUGGACGGGAUCGACUUCCAAGCGAGGGACGAAGAAGAGUGCUACCUGGUGGUGAUCGACUUCGAUUUCCCUGCCGAGUACCACGACCAGCUUGAUUGGGCGCCUCCCGCGAGGAUGAAGGUGACGAAAGACAUGCUCGGGGAGCACUCGUUGAGGAUUGCUGCGGAGAACGGAUGCGAUCUGCGUGGCUCCGAGAAACUCGUACCGUAUCUUGGUCGCCACAUCGAAGAAGACGUUGACGCGAAGAGGCUCCAGUUUAUGCAGGAGGUGAUGAGGGCCCGCGUGCGCAAGAUCCAUGCCGCCAUCAAGUUCCGUUGCUCAAAGGCGCUGGCUCCGUGGAUGCAGUGGUGCUACGACGAACGCAUCCGUCUCAAAAAGGCGGGUCACCCCAUCGAGGCCGAAGCCGUGAAGCUCGCUAUGAACUCAAUCUACGGAAAGUUGAUACAGAAUGUAGAGGGCUACCGCAGCGCAGGAGUUCACACAGAC